This is a messenger RNA of Gymnodraco acuticeps, 1137 nucleotides long. Its product is annotated as protein ALP1-like. NCBI's taxonomy places the organism in Eukaryota, Metazoa, Chordata, Actinopteri, Perciformes, Bathydraconidae. The coding region runs from base 1 to 933 and encodes 310 amino acids. The transcript is spliced from 5 exons. The record is from RefSeq and is a predicted model, not a curated record.
AUGGAGACGGAUGUCGAUCCCAUAGCCAUUUUAAACCCUCAUGUGCCAGUCCUUGCGGCGUUCUUUGAUGGCCAGAAGGACCUCAUGCAGGACUACAGACUGGGGCGCCAGUCUCUGGAGGCCCUGCUGAGGAUCCUGCCAUCAAAGAACACACAAGGCUGGUCACAUGAGUCGACCGUCUGCAGACUGGUGCACACUGGAGUACAACAAAUUGCAGCCCUUCGCCAGGAGGUCAUCAAACUGCCCCCCCCUGGAGAACUGGAGGAGGUUGGCCAAGAGUUUGCAAGGCUGGCCAACAGCCCAGUAUUCUCCAGACCCCCCCCAGGACCUCUGGGCCAGGAUUACCUCAACAGAAAGCUCUUCCCAUCCAUACAAUUGCAGGCAGUGUGUGAUGGGAAGGGCUUCUUUCUCAACACCUUUGUUGGGUAUCCUGGCUCAGUCCAUGACACCAGAGUCCUGAAGAACAGCGCAAUUUACAAACAGGCUCUGUAUCCUCCCUCAGGAUUCUUCCUUUUGGGUGAUGGUGGCUACCCCUGCAUAGAAGGACCUGUGGCCCUCAUCACCCCAUAUAGAGAACCACUGCAAGGGAGGGUGCAGAGCCGCUUCAACCAGCAUCAUGCCAGGGCUCGCUCCAUCAUAGAGCGGGCCUUUGGCAGGAUGAAAAGCAGGUGGAGAUCGCUGUUCUUCAAGGCUCUGGAGGUCCACCACACCUUUGUCCCCUCAGUCAUCACCGCCUAUGCAGUGCUCCAUAACAUCUGCCUCACAGCGGGGGACAUCCUGGAGCCUGAAGAGGAUGUUGGGGACAUUGGUGUGGUUCCACCACGUCUGGUGAGGGGGGAUCGAGGCGGACAUGGCCAGCGAGACCGACUGGCAGGGCUGCUCUCUGCUCCAUGUGUGCAACCAGUUGAACUACAAGAACAUGAUUAUUUGUAGGACUUGGGGACACGAAGGCCUUGGACACCACACUGUGUGAAAAGCUGUGUGCCUUCAUUUGCGGUUUAUUGCGUUGUGAUGUUUAUAAUUUAACAAAUAAAGGAACAAUGUUUUGACAAACAAAGUGUAUCUCAAUGGAACAAUAACAACGUUGCAAAAACUUAGAAACAAAAUCAUUUAUUUACCAAUUUCUCAAAUAAAUCC